Messenger RNA from Salvelinus namaycush (lake trout), 6801 nucleotides. RefSeq names its product voltage-dependent R-type calcium channel subunit alpha-1E-like. Gene Ontology annotation, biological process: chemical synaptic transmission; calcium ion import across plasma membrane. The record is from RefSeq and is a predicted model, not a curated record. Bases 25 to 6801 code for a protein of 2258 amino acids. Gene Ontology annotation, cellular component: neuronal cell body; membrane; voltage-gated calcium channel complex. The transcript is spliced from 47 exons. NCBI's taxonomy places the organism in Eukaryota, Metazoa, Chordata, Actinopteri, Salmoniformes, Salmonidae. Gene Ontology annotation, molecular function: high voltage-gated calcium channel activity.
ACCAAAGCAGCGAGGGCGCGCACCAUGGCUCUUUACAACCCUAUACCCCACCGGCAGAACUGCCUCACCGUCAACAGGUCACUCUUUAUAUUCGCCGAGGACAAUUUAAUUCGGAAAACUGCCAAGAGGAUCAUAGAAUGGCCACCGUUUGAGUGGGUGAUCCUGGCGACCAUCACGGCCAACUGCAUCGUUCUGGCCCUGGAGCAACAUCUUCCUGGGGAGGACAAGACUCCCAUGGCCAAAAGACUGGAGUGUACUGAGCCUUACUUCAUCGGGAUCUUCUGCUUUGAGUUUGGAAUCAAGCUGGUGGCACUUGGCUUUGUGUUCCAUAAAGGCUCCUACCUGAGGAAUGGAUGGAAUAUCAUGGACUUUAUCGUCGUGGUCAGCGGAAUACUGGCAACAGCAGGGGCCCACAUGAACAUACCAGUGGAUCUGCGGACCCUGAGGGCGGUGAGAGUCCUGAGGCCCCUUAAAUUGGUCUCUGGGAUCCCCAGCUUGCAGAUCGUGCUGAAGUCCAUCAUGAAGGCCAUGGUGCCCCUGCUCCAGAUCGGUUUGCUCUUGUUCUUCGCCAUUCUUAUGUUCGCCAUCAUCGGCCUGGAGUUCUACAGUGGGAAGCUCCACCACACCUGUCUACCUACUGCUGACAUCCUGGAAAAUGAGACGAUGGAUACGACCGAGGUGGAGUUUGCGUGUGGGGUGAGGAAGUGUCCGGAGAAGUAUGACUGCAUCGGGUCAUGGAUCGGCCCCAACAACGGCAUCACCCAGUUUGACAACAUCCUGUUCGCUGUGCUCACUGUCUUCCAGUGCAUCACCAUGGAGGGAUGGACAGCUGUACUCUACAAUACCAACGAUGCCUUGGGCUCUAUGUGGAAUUGGAUGUACUUUAUCCCUCUCAUCAUCAUUGGCUCAUUCUUCGUACUCAACCUGGUGUUGGGAGUCCUCUCUGGGGAGUUUGCCAAAGAGAGGGAGCGGGUGGAGAACAGGAGAGCCUUCAUGAAGCUGAGACGUCAACAGCAGGUGGAGAGAGAACUCAAUGGAUACAGAGCCUGGAUAGACCGAGCAGAGGAGGUGAUGCUGGCUGAGGAGAACAAGAGUUCAGGGAGAUCUGCUUUAGAUGUGCUGAAGCGGGCCACCAGUAAAAAUGCUAAGCAUAGAGGAGGUCCUGGGGAUGCAGAGAUCUCCACUAUAGGAGCACCUCGUAUGCGGAUCCGGACAGUGCGGCGUGGCCCGGUAGCGUAUAUACGUCGUAAGGAGCGUAUGCUGCGUAUCUCCCUGCGGCGCAUGGUGAAGACUGACACCUUCUACUGGACCGUCCUCAGCCUGGUGGCUCUCAACACCAUCUGUGUGGCCAUCGUACAUCAUAACCAGCCCGAAUGGCUCUCCACCUUCUUGUACUAUGCGGAGUUUGUUUUCCUGGGGCUCUUUUUGGCAGAGAUGUUCUUAAAGAUGUACGGCCUGGGUUUCCGGCUCUAUUUCCACUCCUCCUUCAACUGCUUCGACUGCGGAGUGAUAGUUGGCAGCAUCUUUGAGGUGGUGUGGGGCUUCUUCCGGCCUGGCAUGUCCUUUGGCAUCAGCGUCCUGAGGGCACUGAGACUCCUGAGGAUCUUUAAGAUCACCAAGUACUGGGCAUCUCUUAGGAACCUGGUUGUGUCUCUAAUGAGUUCCAUGAAGUCCAUCAUCAGUCUGCUCUUCCUUAUCUUCCUCUUCAUUGUCGUCUUCGCCCUGCUGGGCAUGCAGCUCUUUGGGGGCAGGUUCAUCUUUGAAGAUUACACUCCUGCCAACUUUGACACGUUUCCAGCUGCCAUCAUGACAGUGUUCCAGAUUCUGACUGGUGAGGACUGGAAUGAGGUGAUGUACAAUGGCAUCCGCUCCCAAGGAGGAGUGCAGUACGGCAUGUGGUCCUCCAUAUACUUCAUAGUGCUCACCCUGUUUGGGAACUAUACACUACUCAAUGUCUUCUUGGCCAUCGCUGUGGAUAACCUUGCCAACGCACAGGAACUCACCAAGGACGAAGAGGAGGAAGAGGAGUUUUUCAAUGCAAGAUACGCCAGAGGCAGAGAUGGCCCGAUGUCUGAGAGGAGGAGGAGGCCCUAUCUCCGCAGGAAGAAGGCCAUUCACAGGGGCCGUAUGGCCGUCCCCGAAGAGGAGGAGGAGAGCGACGCCCCGGGCGGAGCUGACCAGCCCCCCAAUGGGGCCAACGCCUUCUCCAACCGCCGUGACAGACGGAGGAGGGAGGGAGGAGGAGGAGGAAGAGGCGGAAGAUCCGUGUGGGAGCAGAGGGCCAACCAGUUACGCAAGCGGCGCCAGAUGGAGAGCCAGGAGGUGCUGUUCGGAGGCAGCCCCACCGAGGACACCACUGACAACCCUACCACCGCCUACCGUGCACCCACCCGUUCCCCAGACACCAGUCCCGGACACCUGCCCGAGUCGCCCAUGUCCGGGAUCAUGCCCAUGCCUGAACCCCCGAUGUCCAUCGCCAUCCAGCUGCCGGAACCUCCAGACUCUGAGCCUAGGCCUCUGUUUACAUUGGUUGAGGAGAGAGCAGUGCACCAUCGACCCGCCGGUGGGGACAGGAGGCACAGGGUGGCCCGGAAGUUCAGACCUGGCCUUGGGGGGGCGGAGGAGGGAGGGGUGGCUCGGCAUAGGAGGCACCGUCAUCGUGAGGCCCGGGCUGAGGCCAAGAGCAGAGAGUCCCCACAUGAGGAGGUCAGAGAAUCAGGCAGCAGAGAGAGGAAGAUACUAGAAGAGAGGGAGGAGAAAGAAGAAAAAGAGGAGAAGACGGACAAAGAAGAGGUCGCUGAGGUGGAGGGAGGAGUGUCGGGCCAGGAAGAAGGAGCCAGCAUUGUCAACUUAGAGAGUGAAGAAGAGCAUCUGAGAGUGUGUAUUGCAGACAUCCCUGAGCCUCCCCUAUGUGAUGACUUCCCUGAGUCCCUACCCCCAACCCUGUUGGACCCUCCACCCCAGAUGGAGGAGGGUGAGGUGGGGGAAACUGGGCAGUGUGAGCCCCUGUCUCAGGACCCUCCAUUGGAGCCAGCCCCAGAACAGUUCACAGACCCCCCAGAGCUCCAGGCAGCAUCCGGGGUCAAUGAUUCAGAGAACAACCCAGCCUCCCUGAACCGUGAGGAGGGUGAGGAGCCAGGCCAAGUCCUAGACAGUCAGACUAGUGUGAUCAUAGAGAUGUCUGGAGAACAGCCACUGCUGGAGAUCAUCCCUAUGACAGCUUUACACAGCAACAAAGAGAUGGAGGUGUACCAGCCUGAAAGGAAGGAGGAGAAGGAGGCGCAGGAGGAGAAGGAGGCGCAGGAGGAGGCCAGCCCGCCCAAACCUGUACCUCCUGACAGCAUGUUCCUCUUCAAGGCCUCCAAUCCGAUCAGAAGGAUCUGUCACUAUAUGGUGACCAUGCGCUACUUUGAGAUGACCAUCUUGCUGGUGAUCGUGGCUAGCAGCAUCGCUCUGGCUGCUGAAGACCCUGUGUGCACCAACUCUGACAGAAACAGGGUUCUCCGUUACUUUGAUUACGUCUUUACUGGAGUCUUCACUUUUGAAAUGAUCAUAAAGAUGAUUGACCUGGGCCUGCUUCUGCAUGACGGCUCCUACUUCCGUGACCUGUGGAACAUUCUGGACUUCAUCGUGGUGGUGGGAGCUCUGUUCGCCUUCGCUCUGACGAAUGUGAUUGGGAACAACAAAGGCAGAGACAUCAAGACCAUCAAGUCCCUCAGGGUCCUGAGAGUCCUACGACCUCUGAAGACCAUCAAGAGACUCCCCAAACUCAAGGCAGUGUUUGACUGUGUGGUGACGUCCCUGAAGAACGUCUUCAACAUCCUCAUCGUCUACAAGCUCUUCAUGUUCAUCUUCGCUGUCAUCGCCGUGCAGCUCUUCAAGGGAAAGUUCUUCUAUUGCACAGACAGCUCCAUGGACACAGAGAAGGAGUGCCAAGGUUACUACAUAGACUACGCUCGAGACAAGAAGGAAGUGAAGAAGAGGGAGUGGAAGAGACAUGAGUUCCACUAUGACAAUGUCUGCUGGGCUCUGCUCACCCUCUUCACUGUUUCCACUGGAGAGGGCUGGCCGCAGGUCCUGCAGCAUUCUGUGGAUGUGACAGAGGAGGACAGGGGUCCAAGUCGGGGCAACAGGAUGGAGAUGUCCAUCUUCUACGUCGUCUACUUCGUGGUCUUCCCUUUCUUCUUUGUCAAUAUUUUCGUUGCUCUCAUCAUCAUCACCUUCCAGGAGCAAGGGGAUAAGAUGAUGGAGGAGUGCAGCUUAGAGAAAAAUGAGAGGGCAUGCAUUGACUUUACCAUCAGUGCCAAGCCCCUGACCUGCUACAUGCCUCAGAACAGACAGACUUUCCAGUACAGGCUGUGGCACUUUGUGGUGUCACCGUCAUUUGAGUACACAGUGCUGGUCAUGAUUGCCCUCAACACUGUGGUGCUCAUGAUGAAGUACAACUCCGCUCCAGCAGCGUAUGAUACAGUAUUGAAGCACCUGAACACAGCCUUCACCGUUCUCUUCUCCCUGGAGUGUAUCCUCAAGAUCAUGGCCUUUGGUUUUGUGAAUUAUUUUCGAGACACUUGGAACAUUUUUGAUUUCAUCACCGUGCUCGGGAGCAUCACUGAGAUCAUUGUGGACUUACAGUCAAUAAACACGUUCAAUAUGAGUUUCCUGAAGCUGUUCCGGGCUGCCAGGCUGAUCAAGCUGUUGAGGCAGGGCUACACCAUACGAAUCCUGCUCUGGACCUUCGUACAAUCCUUUAAGGCCCUUCCUUAUGUGUGUCUGCUCAUCGCAAUGCUGUUCUUCAUCUAUGCCAUCAUUGGGAUGCAGGUGUUUGGAAACAUCAAACUGAACGACGAAAACCACAUAAACCAGCACAACAACUUCAAGACCUUCUCUGGUGCGCUGAUGCUUCUCUUCAGGAGUGCGACCGGGGAGUCAUGGCAGGAGAUCAUGCUAUCGUGUCUGGGGGGGCAGGAGUGUGAGCCAGACUCCUCCAUGGCACCCAUGACCAUGUCCCCUGACCACGAGGGUGGCUGUGGUACUGACUUCGCCUACUGCUACUUUGUCUCCUUCAUCUUCUUCAGCUCCUUCCUGAUGCUGAAUCUGUUUGUGGCUGUGAUCAUGGAUAACUUUGAGUACCUGACCAGAGACUCUUCCAUCCUGGGACCUCAUCACCUGGAUGAGUUUGUCCGUGUCUGGGGAGAGUACGACCGCGUAGCAUGUGGGCGUAUACACUACACUGCCAUGUAUGAGAUGUUGACCCACAUGUCUCCACCCCUUGGUCUGGGGAAGAAAUGCCCCAGAGGUAUGGCCUACAAGAGGCUGGUGUUGAUGAACAUGCCAGUGGAUGAGGACAUGUCAGUCCACUUCACCUCCACCUUGAUGUCUCUCAUCCGCACCGCUCUGGAGAUCAAGAUCGCACGAGGUGGGGAGGACCGAGUAGCUCUGGACACUGAGCUACAGAAGGAGAUCAGUGUGAUAUGGCCGUACCUCCCCCAGAAGACCCUGGAUGUACUGGUGCCCAUCAACAAAGAUUCCGACAUGACAGUAGGUAAGAUAUAUGCCUCCAUGAUGAUCAUGGACUACUUCAAACAGAACAAAGCCAAGAAGCUGAGAGCACAGCUGGAAGCACAGAAGGCCAGCCUGAUGCCGUUCAAGAGGCUGGAUGCCUCGACUCUCUCUGAAGACAUUCUGUACAAUGCCCAUCCCCUGCCCUGCAUGUCCCUCAGUGCCGGCUCCGCCCUGACCAGAGGAGGCCUGGUGGCAUUGAGUCCUCUCUCCCAGGACCUGUUCGCCAUGCAGCCCAUGACCUCUGACCAGGACACCAGCAGUCAACACUCCAGGGUGAGUGCAGGGGAGUUCAGUGGGUUGAUUCCUGACUCACUGGCGCUCCCGUUUGGCAAGGGGCUGUGUGUACGGGCCUCCUCUAUGCCCCGUCUGGCUGUAGAGCCACAGACGGAGAUGGCCAGUGGCUCCAUUAAGCGGUCCUCGUCUACUGUGGCUGACCAGAGGGUUAAUGGACUGUGGCAGGAGGAGAAGAAGAGUCCUGAUAGACUGUACAGACCACGCCACAAGAGCUACAAGGCUGCCGUCUCCCGGUCAGAAAGAAAGAGGCAGUUGGACACGGAGAAGGAGCGCGGGAGGUCCAAAGAGCGCCGCCACCUCCUCUCCCCAGACACAUCCCGCUGUAACUCUGAGGAGAGGAGUCUGCAGCCCUCAUGCUCCCCUAGCCGAGAGCGCACACACCCCCUGGACAAACAGGGUAACAGCUCCGACAGUCCCAUCCCCACCUCUGAAUCUAGUACCCCUAGUCGCCGCCCCCUGUCCCAGACCCCAACUCGCUCCCAUCCCCACAUCUCCUACUCCCCUCUGGUGUGUCGCACACACCCUCCCUCCGGGGACGAUGAUGACGACAGGUGCAGCCCAGAGACCCAGAGGCGGGGGGAGGCCUCCAGAGAGGCAGGGGGAGAGGGACAGACCGGGCCAAGGGGUCGUCGCCACCACCACCAGCAGGGCUCCCCUCUGCGUCGCUACCCGUCGGAGCCCUAUCUCACCCUGCAGGAGGACGAGCACAGUCCGGACCCCUCCGGGUUCAUGGAGACACUGACCUUCGAAGCGGCGGUGGCCACUAGCCUGGGACGCGCUAACACAGUCAGCUCCACCUCCAGCUCUAGCUUCAGCUCAGCCCGACGGGGCUCCAGGAGCGGCUGGCAGAUCCCCAAUGGACACUUCCGGAAACGCCUGGCUCAGACCGUCUCUGUUGCAGGCUGUGAGCCACUCAGCGACACAGAGGAGGACGACCGCUGCUAG